AUGGAUAAUUUGUUAAAUGAAGCAUUCCAAUUUGAUGUUGAUACUUAUGCAACAUUGAUUGAUAAUCAAGUACAAAUUGAAUGUGCUGGUCAAAGAAAUUAUUCAGGAAGAGUUUAUACAGUCGAUCCAUUGACACAAAGCAUUGUCUUGAUCGAUGAUACGUCAAAUCGUGUUCAUAUCGUUCUACGACCUGAUAUUAUUCAAUUGAAAAUUCUCGAUCGAAAUAUUUCUCAUCAAGCAAAUAAAGAUCCUUUUUUACCUUCGAAUUCAACAACAGAUAAUCAAGAUGAAUCUAUUUGUGAUCGUUUAGGAAAAAUUCGUAAAUUUCUUUCAUCAAAACGAAUACCAUUUCAAGAAAAAGUCGAAGAAAAUAAUUCUAUAACAAUUUUAAUACAAAAUGGUAUUGUUCAAAUAAAUGCUCCAUAUACAUAUGAGAAUAUUUUAGGAACAAAUGAAAUUGUUCUAUCACGUAUUAAAUUAUUACUUAAACAAAUUAUUAAUUAA
Molecule: messenger RNA, 504 nt
Organism: Rotaria sp. Silwood1
Lineage: Eukaryota; Metazoa; Rotifera; Eurotatoria; Philodinida; Philodinidae
Source: the annotation of a GenBank genome assembly